This is a messenger RNA of Penicillium angulare, 732 nucleotides long. RefSeq lists its product as uncharacterized. The transcript is spliced from 2 exons. Lineage: Eukaryota; Fungi; Ascomycota; Eurotiomycetes; Eurotiales; Aspergillaceae. The record is from RefSeq and is a predicted model, not a curated record. The coding region runs from base 1 to 732 and encodes 243 amino acids.
AUGCAAAGCCGUACCCAUGCAUCGUACCUGGGCCUCCUAGAGACGUCAAAGGACUCGACAACAAUUUUCAAACACACGGUAAAUCGUGUGCUAAUGAGUGAUUAUACCCUGCGUGAAACUGUUCAGUGCGCAGAGGGUAUAGAGCACUGUAUCACGGCAUUAGUGGGACUGGUCAACAUGCAGACAAAGAGUGAGAACAAGAUUGAGGCACCAAAACUCUCCCUUCGGCCAACCAUGUGUAAGAUUCAAGGCAAAGAAUAUACACGUGUCAACUGUAUGGUGGUUUAUGAGAUGCUUAAUGUCGACUCAACUGAGACUGAUAACAAUGCCGAACUAUUGAAGGCACGCGAAAAUUUAGAAAGAAUGCGAAAGAGAAUUUCUUUUGCAGAAAACGAUCUUUACUCUUGUGAAUCUAUGAUUCCACCAGUUCUUAAGCAAGUGGGGGCUGCUGUAGUCGGUCUUGCGGAUGUUGUGAUCAAAGGAGUUGGUCGGGGAGGAGAAGGGGUGCGGGCCAUUGCACUUCCGAGUGCUCGUGCUGCUGUGUCUCUCGAGGCUUUGCCUUUUCAGAAAAUGAAAAGAUUCAAAGAAAAAACCAUUGGCUACUCAAUAUCGAUACCAGAGCAUCCUCCCCGUUUCGACUGGAGAUGGCAAGAGUAUUCUUUUGUCCUUUGCGUCAUUCUUGGUCUUUUUGGCAGCGGGUCCGGGGAAAACAUCCCAUCGAGCGCAAAAUGA